AUGAUGGGCUCUGUGCUCCCAGCUGAGGCCCUGGUGCUCAAAACAGGGCUGAAGGCUCCGGGGCUGGCGUUGGCAGAGGUCAUCACCUCCGACAUUCUGCACAGUUUCUUAUAUGGCCGAUGGCGCAAUGUGUUAGGCGAACAGCUGCUGGAGGACAAGAGCCACCACGCCAGCCCAAAGACCGCCUUCACCGCUGAAGUCCUGGCACAGUCCUUCUCAGGAGAGGUGCAGAAGCUGUCCAGCCUGGUGCUGCCGGUGGAAGUGAUCAUCGCUCAGAGUUCCAUCCCAGGCGAGGGCCUUGGCAUCUUCUCCAAGACGUGGAUCAAGGCAGGCACGGAGAUGGGGCCCUUCACCGGCCGUGUCAUUGCCCCGGAGCACGUGGAUCUCUGCAAGAACAACAAUCUGAUGUGGGAGGUAUUCAACGAGGAUGGCACAGUACGCUACUUCAUCGAUGCCAGCCAGGAAGACCACCGAAGCUGGAUGACCUACAUCAAGUGUGCCCGGAAUGAGCAGGAGCAGAACCUGGAGGUGGUCCAGAUUGGCACCAGCAUCUUCUAUAAGGCCAUCGAGAUGAUCCCUCCGGACCAGGAGCUGCUGGUGUGGUAUGGAAAUUCCCACAACACCUUCCUGGGCAUCCCUGGUGUGCCAGGCCUGGAAGAGGAGCAGAAGAAAAACAAGCAUGAGGACUUCCACCCGGCGGACUCCGCGACCGGCACCGCGGGCCGCAUGCGCUGCGUCAUCUGCCACCGAGGUUUCAACUCCCGCAGCAACCUGCGCUCGCACAUGCGCAUCCACACGCUGGACAAGCCCUUCGUGUGCCGCUUCUGCAACCGCCGCUUCAGCCAGUCGUCCACGCUGCGCAACCACGUGCGCCUGCACACGGGCGAGCGCCCCUAUAAGUGCCAGGUGUGCCAGAGCGCCUACUCGCAGCUGGCCGGCCUGCGCGCGCACCAGAAGAGCGCGCGCCACCGGCCGCCCAGCGCCGCGCUGCAGGCACACUCGCCCGCACUGCCCGCGCCCCAUGCGCACGCGCCCGCGCUCGCCGCCGCCGCCGCAGCAGCAGCCGCGGCGCACCACCUGCCGGCCAUGGUGCUGUGA
Molecule: messenger RNA, 1098 nt
Organism: Microtus oregoni (creeping vole)
Lineage: Eukaryota; Metazoa; Chordata; Mammalia; Rodentia; Cricetidae
Gene: Prdm12
Product: PR/SET domain 12
Exons: 5
Coding region: 1-1098 (365 amino acids)
Biological process (GO): neurogenesis
Cellular component (GO): nucleus
Molecular function (GO): histone methyltransferase binding
Source: RefSeq, a predicted model, not a curated record